CGUUGGAUAUCAAAUAAAUAUUCAGCAAAACGACAGUUAAUGGGUAGAUUGAAAAGAGAGAAAAGAAAAGAAAGAAAAUAGAAGAAGAGGAGUAGAAGAAAAUGACGGAAGCAUGGAUUCGAGGUGUAGUUGAAGCAAUACAUGCAAGCCCCAUUCAAGCCGUUAUUUAUCUCUCCGGCGGUGCAUCUCAGGCGAUAGGGUGGUUAGUGUCAGUACCUGGAGCUUCAAACACAGUGCUGGAAUCAGUUGUACCUUAUUCUAGAAUGUCAAUGAUUCAAUUACUCGGAAAGAUUCCAAGUCAUUUUGUUAGUCUGCAAACAGCAGAGGAUAUGGCUUUAUUGGCUUACAGUCGUGCUCUUAAGCUCUCUACUCCAGGUUCCCCAGUUCUUGGUGUUGGUUUUACCGGUUCUCUAGCUAGCACGCGCCCCAAACUUGGUGAUCACAGGUUUCACUUGUCGACAAGAACAUCUGACCGACUUUGGACAUCUACAGUUACUUUGUCAAAGGGUCUGCGAACUCGGGAACAAGAAGAUGCCCUUUCAAGUCAGAUCUUACUCAAGGCAAUUGCAAAUGCAAGCAAAGUUCAGGCAACAUUUGUUUCUGACUUGACUGAAUCUGAUGCAUCUAAUGAAUGUGAAAAGCAAUUUAGUGAGGACCAAGAAUUGAAACAGCUUAUAAAUGGGCAAAUAUGCUUCAAGGUUUAUCCAUUUUCAAGUGUGUCACAUACGUCAAGUGAAGAAAGAAAGAUAAUACUUUCUGGUUCUUUUAAUCCAUUGCAUGAGGGUCACCUCAAGCUCAUGGAAGUUGCUGCUAGUAUCUGUGGCAAUGGGUAUCCGUGCUUUGAACUCUCAGCAGUCAAUGCUGACAAACCUCCUCUGUCAGUAUCACAAAUCAAAGAUCGUGUCAAGCAAUUUGAAGAAGUUGGAAAAACAGUAAUUGUUUCCAAUCAGCCUUUCUUUUAUAAGAAAGCUGAGCUUUUCCCUGGAAGUGCUUUUGUAAUUGGUGCAGACACAGCAGCUAGGCUGAUUAAUACCAAAUACUAUGACGGGGACUACGGAAAGAUGAUCGAGAUACUCAUGGGAUGCAAAAGAACAGGAUGCACAUUCCUUGUUGGUGGUCGUAAUGUAGAUGGUGUCUUUAAGGUUCUUGAAGACUUUGACAUUCCAGAGGUGUUAAAAGACAUGUUUGUCCCAAUACCACCCGAAAAAUUCCGCAUGGAUAUUUCCUCCACUGAUAUAAGAGAGAGUCGUGGACUGUGAAAAUGACAGGUCGCAACAUUUACUCAUGACAUGGUUCUUGUGUGAUGAUGAAGAUAAUAAGCAGGCAUCUACGACAAGUAUUAUUUCAUGUUAUUCAUGCAUACUGCAUCUGGAAAAAGAGAAAAACCGUGUACAGAUUUAGCAGAGUUGAAUAAGUUAUCCUAGUCGUAAAUUAUCUCUGCAAAUGUAUCUUGCAAAUUUUACAUUGAUAAUUUGUGAUGGGGUCGAAACUCCAAAUUGUGUCAAGAAAGACAUUUGAGUUACCGAUCAACAGACUUUAUUUUUCCUUGUGUGUCAGCUACAGCAGUUGCUAUGGAACUAGAAUGUGUUCUACAUGGCUUUGCCAUCUUUUAAGUUGGAUCAAUAAAAAUCUGUGGCCAGGUAUAUUGUUCA
This is a messenger RNA of Ricinus communis (castor bean), 1652 nucleotides long. RefSeq lists its product as uncharacterized. The record is from RefSeq and is a predicted model, not a curated record. Gene Ontology annotation, molecular function: ATP hydrolysis activity; nicotinamide-nucleotide adenylyltransferase activity. The coding region runs from base 102 to 1259 and encodes 385 amino acids. Gene Ontology annotation, cellular component: cytoplasm; nucleus. Lineage: Eukaryota; Viridiplantae; Streptophyta; Magnoliopsida; Malpighiales; Euphorbiaceae. The transcript is spliced from 12 exons.